Pteropus alecto (black flying fox) is the source of this 1851-nucleotide messenger RNA. RefSeq names its product phosphatidylinositol glycan anchor biosynthesis class X (gene PIGX). Gene Ontology annotation, biological process: GPI anchor biosynthetic process. Bases 1 to 876 code for a protein of 291 amino acids. Gene Ontology annotation, cellular component: endoplasmic reticulum membrane. NCBI's taxonomy places the organism in Eukaryota, Metazoa, Chordata, Mammalia, Chiroptera, Pteropodidae. The record is from RefSeq and is a predicted model, not a curated record. The transcript is spliced from 7 exons.
AUGUAUGGUGUUAGGUGGGAGCGGCUGGAAGCGUACGCAGGCUCCUCCGUCCGCAUUUCAUCCAGGCGCGCUCUUCUCCGGCGCUCGUUUUCCGGCGUCCUGGCUGCCCGGGCCGUGGCCGUCCGAGUGGUGGCCUGGCUGCUUCUCUGGGAGGCAGCUGGGCUCACCUGCACACCCGUCGCAGCCCUCACUGCCUCCCCUGCGGUCGCCGGCAUAAGGGCUACUUGUUCUGAAAUUAUUUUGAGGCAAGAAAUUUUAAAAGAUGGUUUUCACAGAGACCUUUUAAUAAAAGUGAAAUUUGGAGAAAGCAUCGAGGACUUGCAGACCUGCCGACUCUUAAUUAAACAAUACAUCCCGACAGGACUUUUUGUGGAUCCAUAUGAGUUGGCUUCAUUACGAGAGAGAAACAUAACAGAGGCAGUGAUGGUUUCAGAAAAUUUUAAUAUAGAAGCUCCCAACUAUUUGUCCAAGGAAUCUGAAGUUCUCAUUUAUGCCAGACAAGAUUCACAGUGCAUUGAUUGUUUCCAAGCUUUUUUGCCUGUACACUACCGCUAUCAUCGGCCACAUAGUAAAGAUGGAGAAACUUUUAUUGUAGUCAAUAACCCUGAUUUGUUGAUGUAUUGUGACCAAGAGUUUCCAAUUCUGAAAUGCUGGGCUCAGUCAGAAGUGGCAGCUCCUUGUGCUUUGAAGACUAAGGAUAUUUGCCAAUGGAACAAUAUGAAAUAUAAAUCAGUAUAUAAGAAUGUGACUCUGCAGGUUCCAGUGGGACUAACUAUACAUACCUCUUUAGUAUGUUCUGUGACUUUGCUUAUUACCAUCCUGUGUUCUACUUUGAUCCUCGUUGCUGUUUUCAAAUAUGGCCAUUUCUCCCUAUAAGUUUUAUGCAGUUAAAUGCUGCUUAUAAGUCUAAAUAAGACCUAUUCAUUUGUGACUAGAAGUGUUCUUCUAGAAUUAUAUCACUACUUUUGUCUUUUGUCUUCAUUUUUAGCUAAAAUUAUGUUUACUAGAGGAAAUUUUGGGCCAUUCUCAGCUAAUUCCAAAAUUUAGUGCUCUGUUGUGUAGGCCUUUGAUAAUCCUCAAGCAUCAAGUGACAAGAGGAAACUUAAUUCUGUUAAAUUACUAUUUAUUUUGUGAUAUCUCCAUUUGGGUUAGAAAAAUGAGUUUUUUAUGUAUUAGAGACAAAUUACUCUCAUUUGGUGAAAGAAACAUUUAUAUUUAAGCUAAACAUUGAGAAAAUCAUUAUAAAUAAAAAUAAUUUGAAUGAAUCAGAGUUGACUUAAAUGUUAAUUUUAUGAGAACAUUGAAGUUAUUUAUGCAGAGUGUCAAAGAAAAUCAUUAAAGUAGAACAGUAAGAAAUUAUUAAUAUGAAAAUUGAUUAUUUCUUAAAACAUUUCCAUUCUCCUAUAUUUUAUACUGCUUUUGAAUCUAUGAAUUAACAAAGAGCUUGAUGAAACACUAAUACUAAUAUUUAGUUCUGAUUUCAUACUUAAUUUGUCAGGAAGACAAUUCAGAUUGUCAUUUUAAAGAGUAUAUUAAGUUGGCCAUUUACAAAAAAAUCUUCGUAAACAAAAGUUCUUGAUUUACUGUUGUUCUUUGGAAAAAAAGUAGAAAAUAAAAUAAGUGCCAUAAGGUAAUUAAAAAAUAAAAAGGCAAAUUUACCAUUAUAUUUGUUCAGGGCAAUUUAUUUGGACCAGGCAUGUUCCAAAACAGAAGCUAAAAAUCCAGGGUAUGUUGCAAUGCAAUUGUUUUAAAUAGAGUAAUGGGAUGUGAUAUAUGUUUAUAUAUGUUAUCACUGCUUAAUUUCCUAAAACAUUCUGGUGUUUUUAUGGGAAUAAACCUUUUAUAACUUGA